AUGUCAACCUCACUCAUAGACUCCUACUCACAGUCUGGGCCUGUUGGUUCAACUGAAUACAAUGCAGAGUUCUGCUGGAAGCCUGCCAGUAAACCUGAAUGCACGGACACAGGAAGAGCCUCAGAACAGAGGAGAAACAACCCACAUCCCAGCCAGGAUUUCAUGGUGUGGAGGCUACCCAGGAACGCUAGGCCACGUUACGAGUAUGUAGCCUUCCCUUCAAAAUGUCUUCCAUCAGAGGGCGCAAUCCAUGAAGCUUUAAGAGAACAGUACUGCUCCACCUACACCUGUGACUUCCUGGGAAAAGCUCAAGGACAUGAUGAUAUUGAAAAAGCACAUGAGCAGCUGCCCCCUUUGCAGCACAGGCACAGGAUGGAGGGGUCACUCUCACCGGAGAAUGAGACGACAGGCAGUUUUCAGGAGCCGAAGCACAGAGAUCCACAUGUGGCCAGCUGUGGUAUCGGUCCGGUCGUCUCUGAUUCUGCUGCCGUCACUUUCAGUGAUCAUGUUUUUGUUGCCCCACAAGUUUAAGGGUUUACGUAGGAUUUUACCAGAAAAGGAUCAGCAUCAGCAUGUUCUAGAAAGGUUUUACAGAGUUCCUCUCAGAAAGUAAUAGAGAUUAGAGAGUAUUUCUUUAUUGAUUUUGCAGAGGAGGGGGCUGUAAAAA
Menidia menidia (Atlantic silverside) is the source of this 667-nucleotide messenger RNA. The record is from the annotation of a GenBank genome assembly. Lineage: Eukaryota; Metazoa; Chordata; Actinopteri; Atheriniformes; Atherinopsidae.